AUAUCGUCCAGUGGCCACUGGCAGAUCCAGUCCAGAAGCAGUCGCAUGCCCGGAACCAGUGGCCGGUGAGCCUUCGUGGGAAACGUCCAACACGCAGACCCGUAUCGAUCCAUCUCGGUGUAAAAUGGCACUCGACUGUCAGGCCACGUACAAAGUUCUGGUUUUGGGCGAUUCGAACGUCGGGAAAACGUGCAUCGUACACAGGUACUGCGACGAGACAUACUACGACACGUACACCUCGACAAUAGGUAUUGACUUCAAGCAGAAAAUAAUCAGCGUCGAUGGAAUCCCAAUCAAAAUGCAAAUCUGGGACACUGCGGGCCAAGAAAGAUUUCGAACAUUGACGACCGCUUACUACAGAGGAGCAAUGGGUAUUCUUCUGAUGUAUGAUGUCACAAGCCUCGAGUCUUUCAACAACUUGACCUACUGGCUUAAAAAUAUAGAAGAGAAUGCAUCACCAGAUGUUGUCAAGGUACUUGCUGGAAACAAAUGCGAUGUUGCAAAGCGAGUAGUCGACACUGAAAUGGGUCAAAAGAUCGCUGAAAAUUAUGAUAUACCUUUUUAUGAAGUCUCAUGCAAACAGAACAUAAACAUCGAAACAAUUUUCUUAAAAUUGGCAAGGUUAAUCAGGGAUCAAAGGUCCACACAGACUGAACACUUAGACAGUGGACAGAAUGAGAAUAUACAUUUAGAUUUGAAGUCUCGUCUAUUCGAGAGCAGCAUAAAGAACCAGUGGAAGUGCGCAUGCUAGCUCAAAUGCAUACCAACAUGAACACACAAGUCUCAUAAGUGUAAUUGCUUUUGAGCCACUCGAAAUAUUUCACAAAUGCUAUUUGUUUAAAUUGAUUUUAUGCAGAUAUAUACCGACAGUAAUUUUUAUUGAAGAAAGCCUAGGGGAAAUUUUUUAAAUGGAUCUGUAUGUAUUUUAGAUGUUCUUUAUAUAGAGAGCAAAAAGACUUGAAUAUAGACAUGUACAUGAGGGAUAACUGCAGAUGAAAACGUUUCAAUGAAAAUAGCUUUAAUUAGCUCAAAUUUAUUUCAUUCUAUCUUAGAUGUCUUUUGUGUAAAUAAUAUAUUUAUAAAGCAGCAAGUUGUAAUUAGAUUUUAAUUUAUUUUUUGUUGUCAGAAGUGUUAGAAAACUGUUGUUAUGCUUCUUGUUAAAUCAAUAUCAAUUUUUCACCGUGGUUUUAAAGAUUUCUAUUGCAGAGCGUAUUAUUCGAGAAAUGUACUUAUAAAAUUGUACAUAGUUAAAUUAUUAUGUUUAUACUGUACAUAUAUAUUCUAUUAAACUCAAGGUCAUAUUUUAAAAAAAAGGUGAUUAAUAUUUUCUAAUGUCGCAACGGGUGAUAAAAUUGGAUAUCAAAUUUAUACCGAAUAGGAAUUAAAUCCUAAAUUGUUAUUUGUUCAUAGCAGAUAUUAUUUUACAGACAUCAAAUGUAUGCAUUGGGACCAUCAGCAGCUUGUCGGUGCUAAUUUCCUCACAGUUGUAAAUUAUAUGGUUAUACCAAAUAUACUUUGUUACAACACCUGCGAAGCUUG
This is a messenger RNA of Cimex lectularius (bed bug), 1539 nucleotides long. Its product is annotated as ras-related protein Rab-13-like. Lineage: Eukaryota; Metazoa; Arthropoda; Insecta; Hemiptera; Cimicidae. The transcript is spliced from 6 exons. Gene Ontology annotation, molecular function: GTPase activity; GTP binding. Bases 125 to 751 code for a protein of 208 amino acids. The record is from RefSeq and is a predicted model, not a curated record.